Equus caballus (horse) is the source of this 4977-nucleotide messenger RNA. RefSeq names its product 3-hydroxyacyl-CoA dehydratase 1 (gene HACD1). Gene Ontology annotation, biological process: fatty acid elongation; sphingolipid biosynthetic process; very long-chain fatty acid biosynthetic process. NCBI's taxonomy places the organism in Eukaryota, Metazoa, Chordata, Mammalia, Perissodactyla, Equidae. The record is from RefSeq and is a predicted model, not a curated record. Gene Ontology annotation, molecular function: 3-hydroxyacyl-CoA dehydratase activity. Gene Ontology annotation, cellular component: endoplasmic reticulum membrane.
CGGGCGGCGGCGCCGAGCCCCCUGCGCGCGGCACAUGGGGCGCCUGACCGAGGCGGCGGCAGCGGGCGGCGGCGCUUCGGCGGCGCGCUCGGCCGGGCCCCCGCCCACUCCCCUUCCCCUGUCUGCCACCUCCCCCGGGACCGCGGCCACCAUGGCGUCCAGCGAGGAGGACGGCAGCAACGGCGGCGCCUCGGAGGCCGGCGAGGAGAGGGAGGCCGCCGGCAAGCGGAGGCGCCGCGGCUGGGUGGCCACCGCCUGGCUCACCUUCUACAACAUCGCCAUGACCGCGGGGUGGUUGGUUCUAGCUAUUGCUAUGGUACGUUUUUAUAUGGAAAAAGGAACACACAAAGGUUUAUAUAGAAGUAUUCAGAAGACACUUAAAUUUUUCCAGACAUUUGCCUUACUUGAGAUAGUCCACUGUUUAAUUGGAAUUGUGCCUACUUCUGUGCUCGUGGCUGGGGUCCAAGUGAGUUCAAGAAUCUUUAUGGUGUGGCUCGUUACUCACAGUAUAAAACCAAUCCAGAAUGAGGAGAGUGUGGUGCUCUUUCUGGUCGCGUGGACUGUGACAGAGAUCACUCGCUAUUCCUUCUACACAUUCAGUCUUCUCGACCACUUGCCAUACUUCAUUAAAUGGGCCAGAUAUACUUUUUUUAUCAUCUUAUAUCCUGUCGGAGUUGCUGGUGAACUUCUUACGAUAUACGCUGCCUUACCAUAUGUGAAGAAAACGGGAAUGUUUUCAAUAAGACUUCCUAAUAAAUACAAUGUCUCUUUUGACUACUAUUAUUUUCUUCUUAUAACCAUGGCCUCAUAUAUACCAUUGUUUCCACAACUCUAUUUUCAUAUGUUACGUCAAAGAAGAAAGGUGCUUCACGGAGAGGUGAUUGUAGAAAAGGAUGAUUAAAUGAUCCCUACAAACACGGUGCUUUUUCCAGAACAAUCAGGAUCACUUGAGUCCAAGUUUUAAUAACAAGAAUAAACAACUUCAUGAAAUAUGACGGAUUGUAUUAUUUCUUAAAAUAUAACUUGAGACACAUGGUAUUUGCCAAUAUUUGUCUUUGCAUUGUACUAGGUCUGUUUUCUACAAGAACUGUGCAAGUAUUUAUUAUCAACUCCUGGGUAGAUGAGGAUCAUUAAGAAAAUAAUUGGGUAGAUCACUUGGAAGAAAACUUUUGUUUUUUUUAGUUUCACUAAAUUCUUUUGCAGCGAAUGCGCUAGCUUUUUAAAUCAAUAUUUAGAAAUUAGUUUAAUGAUUUCACAUUAUGAUCCCUGCCAGUGAUAUUUAUGUGGUAUUUAUAAAUGAAGGUAAAUACAGAGUUAUGAUAACUUGUUAAUAAUGUAUUGGUAUUUCUUGAACCCAAGAUCUAUUUCUUUCAAGUUAUAAGGCAGCAUUUUUGAUUAAUAAAUUUGGAAGCAUGGACAUAAUUUGCUAUGGUAACACUUUUGAUAUAGGUAAGGUAGCCAUAUAAAAAACCAAAAAUAUUCAAGUAGAUGUCAGAAUUGUAAAAUAUUCUUUGAGCAUAUGUCUAGGCCAUUGAAAUUACCUAUACCCCUAAGCAAAUUUAUUUUUAUUUGAAUUAACCACUCAAGGACAACCUUUUCAACAGGAAGGAGUUUCAGAGAUUAGAAAAAAUAUAAGUAUAUCCUUUGCCUCCCUUGUAAAAAAAAAAUAACAUUGGAUCUGAUCAUAAUGUUAUAUUCAGAACUCUGGCUGAGAAAGGCUGCUCUGUACCAUGGAAAAAUUCAAUAGAAAUCAUGUUAUGAUAAUCCCAUUGUGGUACCUAGGUAACUAAAGCUUUUGGGAUAUUAUCUGAAACAGAUUCAUUUUAUUCUGAAUUCCAUUGAAUAGCAGAGCUCCUGUCCACAUGUUUAAUGAAAGAUGCAAUGAAGGCAUUUUUCUGCUUUCUUUCUUAAGUAGGUGCUUUAGAAAUUUUCCUGCUUAUAUUAAGGUAUGCUGCUUGACUGAUCCAGUUUAGAGAGAAUGUGAAAUAUGUGACUUUAAAAGAAAAGGAACUUUGUGCCUGCUAUACAUAUAUGGCUGUAAUUUUGGCUUUACACGUUCGGUAUUGUUUGCAUUUACAGUCACCAUGGAACGUUACACUUUUCAGAAUUGCUUGUUCUGUGUUACCACCUCCUUUUCAACUUAUUUCAUGUGGAUAUUUGUAGUUCAGAGUAGUUUUGCACACUUUCUUUUUAGAUCACUUGACUUUUAAAAGGUGCUAUUUCUUUUAUUACAUUACAUUUUAAUAUUUCCUCUGCAGCUGAAUGUUUUAGCGAGCCAUCUGUAUUAGGUUACUAAUUCUCAAAGGCUGAUGUUCAUCUGCGCUUACACGGCUUGAUCCAUUUUCGUCUUGCAUUUUUGUAUGGAAGAAAUUUUCAGGAAGCCUUUCCCUUUGCAAACAUAGUGUGAGAAGUUCACAUAUUUAUCUUGUUAGAUGCCUGUCUUAUAAAAAAUAUUUUAAAUCCUGUUCCUGAAAUUUGCAUUAGUUCAACUUGCGCUCCCUUCCAGCAUCUGUAACCCUCCUUUUUCCCCUAAGUUGUGGAAUAUCUCGAAGUAGGAAUUGUGAUUAACUUUAAUAAAAACGAAAAUGCAUCAGACUAUUCAGUGACCUAUAUUAAUAUACUCAAAGUACGCCUAAACUGGAGAUUCACUUUAUUUUCAGGAUCUUCUAUUUCAACUAAUUCUAAACCGUCCUUGUGUAGAGAAUAAAGUGCUUAAAUGGUGGUUUGAUUUUAAAAGGAGAGAGUGUUUGAAAGUCCUCUGUGCUGUGCCCUUUGACUGCAUCUUUUGCAUUUCUUCCCAAGUCACUCUGUCUUUCCUCUCAGUAGGUGAGUCAGGGCUUGCAUCAAAUAGAACUUGAAUUCAAUCCUGUAGACUCUGGCAUUUCAAAGACAUGUAUCAAGAAAGUUGAUGCUAGCAACUUUCGAUUGGAUUUGGUGACAUUCCUUAAAAUUCUGGUUUUAAAUGUUUCAUAGCAUUAUAGCUCAAUAUAGUACACAAUAUGUACACCAUGCAUUUUUUUUUAUUUUUACUUUUCACAGUCUUAAUUUGAUAAUAAUACAGCAACAUCCCUGAUAGUUAAAACUUAAUUAAAAAAGCAUGCCCAAAUAAAUAUAAAAAAGUCAUUUUCACCAAAAGCUUUUGUUACUUGCAUCUGUAGGUUCUCAGAAGCAUUAUUUUUGCAUCUUUAGAUUUUUAAGCAUCUGAUUAUUAUGCCACUGUCUCAUGGUUUCUAGUGAUACAUUGCAAGUGAUAUGGAAUCAUGCAAUCAUCCUUUUUUUCCUCCCCCCAAAUAUAUGUCUACUGUGUGCCAGGUACUGUUGUAGGAAAUUAACAUAUUCCUCCAAUCAUCUCUGUCUCUCCCCUACACAGGAAACCUCUGACACAAUUGCUAGGUUACAUUGGUUAGGGAAUCACAUUGCGAAAUAAUUAUCUGUGCUUUGACAAAACAUUGUGCGUUGGUAAUCUGAUGAGGCAGGGUUCUUUGUUACUUAUGUGUGUAUAAGCAUAUCAGCGCACUGCUAAAUGCUAAAACUACUUUCAGACAAACAAAAUCAAUUAGAAAUAUGAAACUGAUAAAAUAAAUCAUUAAGGCACAAUACUGAAGGAAAAAUACAAGAAGCAACAUUCAAAAUAUUUUUCAAAGGAAUGUGUAAAAUGUAGAGGUAUUUUCUAUUAACCUAUAUAUAGAUCUGGAAUAUACAUGUAAUUGAUGGAAUAAAAAGAACAAUACAGUUUUGUAAUUUCUAGUGUGAAGACAGUAAGUGGAAUUGAAAAUUUAAUUUGUUCAUAUUUUUAGUCUAAAUUUACAAAACAUCUUAAAUAGACAUAAGUAGUUCCUUGAGAUAUGAAGCUUAAAAAUGUAUUCUAAAAGUUUUAGAUUUUCUUUUUAUGUUUCUGCUAAGCUUUUAAAAGUAUUUAUAUUACUUUUUGUUUUGAAAUAAUUUCAGACUUUCAGGAAAGCUGCAAGAAUUCUAGAAAGUCUUCACUUGAAUUCCCCACUUGUUAACAUUUUGUACCAUUUUCUCUAGCAUUCUCUAUAUAUUCAUAAUAUUUUGUGAACCAUUUGUGAAUAAGUUGAAAACAUUAACCCCUAAUUACUUCAGUGUGUAUUUCCUAAGAACAAGGAUGUUCUCUUACAUAACCCCAAUACAAUGACGAAAAUCAGGAAAUUAGCACUGAUAGAACACCUUCAGCUAAACUACAGACCUUAUUCAAAUCAUCAUGGAUGUUCUGAACACGUAUGUGUUGUGGGUCAAGAUCCAUCCAGAGUCAGGCAUCACCUUUACUUGUCAUCUCUUUUAGUCUGAAACAGUUUCUUGGUUUUUCUUCGUGCUUCAUGACUUUGACAUUUUCUUUCACCAGUACAGGCCAGUUAUUUUGCAGACAGUCUCUCAAUUUGGUUUCGUUUGAUGUUUCUUCAUGAUUAAAUUUAUGCACCCUCUGGCAGGAAUAUUGAUUUGUUCCAUUUACUGGUGAUAUUAACUUUGAUGUUUUAGUGUUUCUGUUUUUAAAUGUUUGGUUUCAUAGAUAUUUUACUAAUAGAAGGCCUUUUGCUCUAAUUCAUUCGAGUUUGGCUUUGAAGUGAGGCACUGGGAUUGUUUUUACCUGAUUAAUAUGCCUGUGAUCUGAUAGAUGAAGAUCGAUAUCGAUGUCAUUUUAAGUGCUUAAAAAGUACUAAGUUUUUUUGACACCUGUAGUUUCCAGUCAUAUUAACAACUCACCUUUAUAUUGACUCUCAUGCCCUUAGACUAAAACUGUAAUUAAUAUAUUUUGGUUUUGCUGGAAAAUUCUUAACUACAGCAUUUUGUUCUAUGUUAUUAUAUACUCUUACCAUGUUAUUCUGCUUUACUAAAAUGAUAUAUAAUGCAAGAUUGAGAUGGCGGUAAAAGUACAUGUUAUUUCUUGAUUUAUGAUAGUGCCCUGUCCCUAUAUUUUUUAAUGUAGUGUGUACAAUUUGAAAAUUAAAAAUUAUUCUU